AUGGAAAGUAGAGGCAGCGAGGCUUCUUCUUCUCGUCCGGCAGAUUAUUGUGGGGUGGAAAGGGAAGGAGGCGAUCUCCAAGGAACCUUCCUGGUUCGUGCAUCUUGUAGCCGACCGAAGUCAAGCAAGUACGAUAACCUCCGAAGCUUGGUUGGACCGAAGAAAAGGAAAGAGACGAAGCAGCGAAUCUGUUCUUCUUCUACUCCAGCCAUGAGGUACGAAGGGGAGGAGAUUAGCGACUUCGGGUUAGUGUUUUGUUCAUUGAGUUCGACUGGGAGAAAGGAAAACGAAAAAGAGCUCGAUCAAACUAAGGGAAGAAUGGACGAAAUGCAACAAUAUGGGUGUAUCGAUAGUGGAUGCCCACUGCAAACAGGGAGUAGGAAGGAGGUGGUUUGGUGGGAGGAACUGACGGCUGUAGCAGCUCACAUGGGGCGUUUGGUUACUCGAUCGUUAACAGGGGAAGAGAUCUUCGAUGGGUGCAAGGAAAACAGCAAUGGGGUGACUUUGGUUAUUCUAUAUCCAACUGGAUUUGAAAACUGAAAACGGAGA
This is a messenger RNA of Lactuca sativa (garden lettuce), 549 nucleotides long. RefSeq lists its product as uncharacterized. Lineage: Eukaryota; Viridiplantae; Streptophyta; Magnoliopsida; Asterales; Asteraceae. The record is from RefSeq and is a predicted model, not a curated record.